This is a messenger RNA of Filobasidium floriforme, 483 nucleotides long. RefSeq lists its product as uncharacterized. The transcript has 3 exons. The record is from RefSeq and is a predicted model, not a curated record. The coding region runs from base 1 to 483 and encodes 160 amino acids. NCBI's taxonomy places the organism in Eukaryota, Fungi, Basidiomycota, Tremellomycetes, Filobasidiales, Filobasidiaceae.
AUGUCCGCUCAGCACCAAGAUUUCGACUUUGACUUCGUCCUCGAGGCUGUCAACAACGCCGUCACCAUGGACGCCGUCCGACAGGCCCAGACUCCCCCGUAUGACAUCGGACCAGUUGAUCCGUUGGCCGAGGAACAGCAGAACCAGUUCCUGCUUGCGGCCAUUCAAGCCGACGCUCAGGAGAUUCAGGUCAGGCAGGACGCGGCCAUCGCUGCGGCGUUGGCGGCCAGGGAGCGAGAGGCUGCAGCGAAAAAGGCAGUGCAGCGAUGGGUAAAGACGCAAAGGGCAAAGGCCAAGCGUGUUGAGAAGUCACGGGAUGUCGCCGAACAUGGCGUCCCCGCCGAGUACCCCUGUUCGUCGUGCGCGAACAAGAAAAGAGGUGAUAAGAGGUGUCUGGUUGUCCUCUAUGAGUUCAAAUGUCACUGCUGCAUUGCGCAGAACAAGCUUCGAAACGAGCCUAAGCUUGCGUCUCUAACCCAAUGA